Messenger RNA from Dimorphilus gyrociliatus, 1915 nucleotides. Lineage: Eukaryota; Metazoa; Annelida; Polychaeta; Dinophilidae. The record is from the annotation of a GenBank genome assembly.
AAUGGAUGAAAAUAAAAAUACUCGUGUUAGGAAGCGGGUUUUUAAAAGAACUGCAACACCGACAUUUUCUCCCUUAACUUCAGAAGAUAGGGACAGAAUUUCAGUACUAAACAAUCAUAAAGAUCAAAGAUUUGUAAACAAGGAACAAAGACGGUUAAGUAAAUCUCCAGAGGAUGUUUAUGAAUUUCAAUCACCAGGUUCUCCAGUUAGGAAAGCUAUUAGAAAGAGAACAUUUAAAAGACAUAUACCCAAAGAAAUUACUUAUAAUUAUAGAGGUGUUUAUGCAGAUAUUUCACCUGAUAGAUUUAAUAAUCAAUACGAUCAGAAUGAAACAUUUGAAAUUAUAUCGAAAAGUCACAGAAGAGUGAGUGCUGAUCAAACCAUUGACUCGGUAAACGGAACUUUUACACAAUUAAACGUUCCAUGUAGUUCUUUUAUAGAUAACUUAAAAGAGCGAGGUGAAGAAUAUAAGGAAAAUUUGCCAUGUGUCGAUAGUGAGAAAUUAAGAGGAGACUUUUCAAAUGUAUUUGUAAAAGAAUCAUUAGCUUCUAAAAUUUCUAAAAAAGAUGGUAAAGAAAAUGUACUCCAAAUGACUAUUUCGUCAGAAGUUAAUUUAAUAGAUCCUAUUUCGAAGAAACUAAAAGGAAGAAGAAUCUCUUUAAGAAAAGAUAUAUUAGAAAAUCAUCCAGUAAAUGAAUUAAAUCGUGAUCCAGGCUCCAGUGAUAAAAAAUCAAAGAAAUUGCCUGAAAGUAUAAAUAACGAUUCGGAUGCUGAUAUUCAAUUUCAUAUUAGACAAAAUGUGAGAAAAAUUGAUAUUAAUGAUGUUAAAGAUAAUCUCUAUGAUAAAGUUACUAAGUCAGAUUGUAAUAAAGUUAUAAAAUCAGCAAAGCAGAAAUAUGGACAGGCUUAUCAAGAGAAUUACCUUGAUAAUAAAGCGGAUGAAAUUGGCAACAGUAUAUCGAAUUCUUCUGACGAAGAAACUGAACUUCAAAAGAAAGAUUCCCACGGUGAUAUAACAAAUCUUAUAAAAUGCAAUGAUUCCGAAUCUGAUGGUGAAGAUUUAGAAGUUUUUCAAGAGAGGCAGGCAGCUGUUAAAUCAAAGUCUAGAAGAGAAAUUAGAAAAUCAACAGCUAAGACGGUUAUUGAUCAAGCUAAAUAUCACAGUUUCAUAUUAUCUCUAUCCGAAGAAGUUGAUGAAAGUGAAAAGAAGAGGCAUCCGGAAGCUAUACGCUAUGUAAAAGACUUUCAAAAGAAUAAAAAUGAACUAGCAAAAACUUUAUUUCAAGAAUUUAAUAAUAAAAUAUUUGACGGAAAAUUGCCUGUUACAAUGGAUAUAAGAUGGAAUAAGAGGCUAUCUACCACGGCUGGCUAUUGCAAGUAUACCAUUAAUAGAACAACAAAUGCUCAUAAGGCCUGUAUUGAGUUAAGCGACAAAGUUUGUGAUUCAUCCCAUCGUCUUCGUGAUAUUCUUUUACAUGAAAUGUGUCACGCAGCCGUUUGGAUUCUAAAUAAGCGGAAGGAGAGUCACGGACCAAAUUGGAAAGGUUGGGCUGACUUAUCAAGUUUAGUUUAUCCCGAAAUACCAAGAGUAGAUGUUGCUCAUAACUAUGCCAUUGUAAAAAAAUUUCUUUAUAUUUGUAUGAACUGCAACUAUCAUAUAAGCCGCCAUUCUAAGUCUAUUGAUGAAAAUGCACCUUGUAAAAAAUGUGGUGUAGGCGAUCUGAAAUUGGAGCGUAAUCCCGCUUACAGUUCAAUUCGGAAGCAAAGAGCAAGGGAACCUUCAUCAGGUCUUCAACCAUUCGCGUUAUUCUUGAAAGAAAAUUAUAGAACUGUAAGACAGCAAAGAGGAUCUCAUUCGGAUACUAUGAAAGCUCUUAGUGAAAAAUUUAAAAAAUCUAAAUUAUCAAUCAGUUGA